This is a messenger RNA of Cylindrotheca closterium, 312 nucleotides long. The record is from the annotation of a GenBank genome assembly. Lineage: Eukaryota; Bacillariophyta; Bacillariophyceae; Bacillariales; Bacillariaceae.
AUGCAGGGUUUCAUUGAGGUUAGUACCCCAGUCGGUAACGUAUACCUUCAGACCGUCCUUGUCAAUUCGUUCAACUCGGUAUACGUCCAUAUCCCCGGCGAUUGUCAGACGACACAAAUCUUUUUACCUUCUCCAGAUUGCCAGCAUGGUUUUCUGGGGUUGGGUCACAACGUUGGAAGGCCCAUUAAUAUUAGCCAAAUCCUUCAGAACAGUCACAACGCCCAAUGGUUCUCCCAUUCCAUCGUCUUUGUUCCCCUCUUGUUCCAACAAAUUCUAUUGUUCCUUUUGCAAUAUCACGAUUGCGAAAGGUAA